Molecule: messenger RNA, 1977 nt
Organism: Diatraea saccharalis (sugarcane borer)
Lineage: Eukaryota; Metazoa; Arthropoda; Insecta; Lepidoptera; Crambidae
Source: the annotation of a GenBank genome assembly
AUGUACAUAAAAGCGUUAUUAAGUGUAUCUACUCGCAAAAAAUGAUAAGAUAGUUUCUAAAGUAUAUCUAUCAAAAUAAGAAGUCAAUACUUUACGAUAAAACUGGACAGAGCUGCUUAUUUCAAAAGAAACAAUGUCAUCGAAAAGAGCAGCGACGUCAGAAUUAAACCAUGAAAAUUGGGAUCAGGAUGAUCCUUCUGAACAUGAAGAAAUGGGUACAUUCAAGGCGGCAUCAAAAGAUAUUUUAGAAAAACGUAUUAUCAGGACUGCUAAAAGGCGUUCUCAGAUUUCAAGUGAAGAUGGUAACAAAGGCGUCUUUAAGGCUUUCGGAGGAUUUAACAAGGCACCAACAUCAUCAUUUGAUUUUUUGGCUAACUUGACUAAUGGCAACAAAAAUAAUGUUUCACCAAACAAAAGUGAAACAACUGUAACUUCAAGUUUAUUUUCGAAUAAUCCACUAUCCAGCAGCCCUAGUGGCCCAAUUUUCGGCACAGUAACCUCAACAGCAUCUGGUACAACAUUUGGAAUUCCAACUCAAUCUUCCUCAAUAUUUGGAGUAUCAUCUACCAAUACACAAACUACCACAUCAAUAUUCACUGCCACAAAAGCAGACUCUACUGUCGGAGACUCGCCUUUUAAAAGUCAACCUAUUUCAAGCACUACUGAAGUCAGUAAACUAGACGCAUGUAAAACUACAAAUGUUACAUCAAAUGCAAUUCCGUCCCCAGUGACUUCUACAUUAUUUGGAGUAUCUACAACAAAUGCCAGUGCUAGCAAGUCAUUAUUCUCAAUGACAACUUCAACACCAUUUAAAAUUCAACCAGUCUCUAGCUCCACAAUGGCACUCAACAGCUUUGGAACAACUUCAACAACCAUUCCUAAACCCAGUGUAACUGAUAAUAACACAAGUAAUGUAAAUGAUGAUAAAAAACUUAAAUACUAUGCCAAGUUAAAGGGAUUGAAUGAGUCAGUAUCUGAUUGGAUAAAAAAACAUGUUGAGGAAACCCCUCUGUGUAUAUUAACACCAAUAUUUAAAGAUUAUGAAAAAUAUUUGAAAGAAAUGCAAGAAGAAUAUCAAGGAGGAGCAAAAGAACCCGAAAAGAAUAAUAUUAACAAUUGCUUAGAUGCUGAUAAAAAAGAAUCAACUAAAUGUUCCUCUGCCUUUUCUAAUAGUAUAAUUAUGACAUCAUCAAAACCAGAAGUACUUAAUCCCAAAGCUUCAGAACUUGUUAAUCAAAAUAGUCUACCCACCCUUGGAGACAAACCAAAUUUUUCUUUUGGUAUAACCAAUAAUACUUCAAAUAUUGCUACCACAGUAGGGUUUUCAUUUGGUAUCAGUACCUCACCACCAACAACCACAACCACUAGUUUGUUUUCAGGCAUAUCAAGUGUAAAUUCUAAUGGUGGCACACAAUUUUCUUUUGGAAUAGGUAAGCCAUUUAGUUUCAAUUCUAACAUUCAAAAACCUGUUACUGAAAAAACAGAUAAUGUCAAUGAAGAAACAAAUGAAGAUGAACCACCAAAAGUGGAGUAUAAACCUAUUGUAGAAGAAAAUAGUGUAUAUGAUAAAAAAUGUAAAAUAUUUGUUAAAAAAGAUGGAAACUUUGUUGACAAAGGUGUUGGUACACUUUACAUUAAAAAAAUUGAAGAGACAGGUAAAUAUCAGUUGCUUGUUCGUGCUAAUACAAACUUGGGCAAUGUCCUUGUCAACUUAAUUUUAGCUUCGGCCAUCCCAACACAACGUAUGGGAAAAAAUAAUGUAAUGAUGAUUUGUAUACCUACCCCAGAUGCAAAACCUCCCCCAACAUCUAUACUCAUCAGAGUCAAAACUGCAGAUGAAGCAGACGAAUUACUAAAAACACUGAAUGAACAUAAGUCAUAAAAUAAUACUGAUUUUUUUGUAGAUACAUACUGUAAUAUGAAAAAUCAUAAAAAGACAAUCUGAUUCUAUUUAAGUGAUAAUUUUAUUUAUCCUUA